Closterium sp. Naga37s-1 is the source of this 2577-nucleotide messenger RNA. The record is from the annotation of a GenBank genome assembly. Lineage: Eukaryota; Viridiplantae; Streptophyta; Zygnematophyceae; Desmidiales; Closteriaceae.
GAGGCGUUUGCUGUUGUCCGAGAAGCUUCCAAGAGAGUUCUCGGCCUGAGACCUUUUGAUGUUCAGCUCAUAGGUGGCAUGGUGCUGCAUGACGGUCAGAUCGCUGAGAUGCGGACGGGGGAAGGGAAGACGCUGGUGGCUGUGCUGCCUGCCUACCUCAACGCCCUCACAGGCAAGGGCGUGCAUGUGGUGACGGUCAACGAUUACUUGGCUCGCAGGGAUGCCGAGUGGGUGGGGCAAAUCCACAAGUACCUCGGCCUUUCUGUCGGCCUCAUUCAACAGGGCAUGACGGCGCAGCAGAGGAGGGAGAGCUACGCGUGUGAUGUCACAUACGUCACCAACAGCGAGCUUGGCUUUGACUACCUCCGAGACAACCUUGCCACUUCCAAGGUGGACCUAGUUGUACCCUCCUUCAACUUCUGCAUCAUCGAUGAGGUUGAUUCCAUUCUCAUAGACGAGGCCCGCACGCCGCUCAUCAUAUCAGGGCCGGCAGAGAAGCCCAGCGAGCGCUACCUCGUUGCUGCGAAGAUCGCCGCUGCUUUUGAACGAGACGUGCACUUCACGGUUGACGAGAAGCAGAAGGUGGUUCUCUUAACAGAGAUAGGGUACGAGGAAGCAGAGCUAGUGCUCAAAGUGACGGAUCUGUACGACCCCAAGGAGCAGUGGGCGUCCUUCCUCCUCAACGCCAUUAAAGCCAAGGAGCUCUUCACCAAGGACGUGCAGUACAUUGUGCGCGACGGCGCGGUGCUUAUAGUGGAUGAGUUUACAGGGAGGAUAAUGGAGGGGCGGCGGUGGAGCGAGGGCGUGCAUCAAGCAGUGGAGGCGAAGGAGGGUGUGGCGAUCCAGAACGAGACAGUCAGUUUGGCCUCUAUCAGCUAUCAGAACUUCUUCUUGCAGUACCCCAAGCUGUGCGGCAUGACUGGCACGGCAGCCACAGAGGCAGACGAGUUUGAGAGUAUCUACAAGCUGGCUGUGGCCGAGGUCCCCACCAACCGACCUCUGCAGCGAAAGGACGAGCAAGACGUGGUGUAUCGCACUUCAGUGGGCAAGUGGAGGGCAGUUGUCGCAGAUGUGAAGGGGCGGCAUGCAGAGGGACGGCCGGUGCUGGUGGGCACCACGUCGGUUGAAAUCAGUGAGGCGCUAUCAGCCAAGCUGAAGGAGGCUAACGUCCCCCACCAGGUGCUGAACGCCAAGCCAGAAAACGUGGAGAGAGAAGCAGAGAUAGUGGCACAGAGCGGGCGAGUGGGGGCAGUGACGAUAGCAACCAACAUGGCUGGGCGGGGAACUGACAUUCUUCUGGGUGGCAAUGCUGAAUUUAUGGCCCGGCUCAAGCUGAGGGAGGUGCUCAUGCCCAGAGUGGUGAAGGCUGAUGACGUGGCGUUCAUAUUCCAAGGCAAAACGAAGAUUGCCGUCAAACGAACCUGGACGGUGCCGCCCAAUCUCUUCCCCUGUCCGCUCUCGCCUGACCUCACUGACGUUGUGAACGAGGCGGUGCAAGCAGCAGUGGAGGCGUGGGGGAGCAGUUCGCUCACAGCACUGGAGGCAGAAGACAGGCUGGCAUUCGCAUGUGAGAAGGGCCCCACAGCCGACCCUGUGGUGAAGCAAUUAAGGGCAGCCUUCGAGGCGGUGGAGGGGGAGUAUCGGCGAUUCACCGAGGAGGAGAAGCGGAAAGUGAUUGCUGCAGGAGGCCUGCAUGUGAUCGGCACAGAGCGGCACGAGUCACGACGUGUGGAUAACCAGCUACGUGGCCGCAGCGGGCGGCAGGGGGACCCAGGGAGCUCACGCUUCUUCCUGAGCCUUGAAGACAAUCUGCUGAGAGUGUUUGGGGGAGAGAGGAUCGACGGGCUGAUGAGGGCCUUCCAUGUGGAGGAUCUGCCCAUCGAGUCGCCGUUUCUGAACCGAGCGCUGGAGGAUGCGCAGAGGAAGGUGGAGAACUACUACUUUGACAUUCGCAAGCAGCUGUUUGAAUACGAUCAGGUGCUGAACAGCCAGAGGGAGCGGUUCUACUCGGAGAGGAGAAGAGCGCUGGAGACAGAGGAUCUGGAGGGGCUGAUGCUGGAGUAUGCACAGCUUACCAUGGACGACAUUGUCAAUGCAAACAUCGAUCCAUCGCUGUCACAGGAGGAGUGGAACUUCGAGGUUCUUACAAAGAAGGUCAAACAGUACUGUGCUCUGCUCACGGAUUUAUCAAUCGAUGACAUUAUCUAUCACAGCGACACUGUAGACACCCUAAGGGAUUACCUGCACCAACGCAGCAAAGACGCCUACUACACAAAGAAGGCAGAGGUAGAAUCGGCAGUCCCAGGGUUAAUGAGGGAUGCAGAGCGGUACUUUGUGCUCACUCAGAUGGAUCUUCUCUGGAAGGAGCAUCUGCAGGCGCUCAGGUUCACCCAGCAGGCCGUGGCUUUAAGAGGCUACGCGCAACGAGACCCUCUUAUCGAGUACAAGCUUGAAGGGUACAACCUGUUUCUCGCAAUGAUGGGGCAGAUUCGACGAAACGUCAUUUAUUCCGUGUAUCAGUUCAAUCCAGUCACAGUGAGUCAACCUGAGGGAGCACAACCGUCCAAGACUAGCUGA